Messenger RNA from Stereum hirsutum FP-91666 SS1, 1220 nucleotides. RefSeq names its product histidinol phosphate phosphatase H. The record is from RefSeq and is a predicted model, not a curated record. The transcript is spliced from 4 exons. NCBI's taxonomy places the organism in Eukaryota, Fungi, Basidiomycota, Agaricomycetes, Russulales, Stereaceae. The coding region runs from base 39 to 1046 and encodes 335 amino acids. Gene Ontology annotation, biological process: L-histidine biosynthetic process. Gene Ontology annotation, molecular function: histidinol-phosphatase activity. Gene Ontology annotation, cellular component: cytoplasm.
AACCUUCUCCAGUUGAGCUUACCCACCAAGCGCUUUCUAUGCCGUACAGCUUGCAUUCUCACUCGGGUCAGUUCUGCAAACACGCGUCGGGCUCCCUAGAAGAGGUGGUUAAUGUAGCAGUAAAGCAUGGUUUCGAGAUUUACGGCCUCACGGAACAUGUUCCUCGGUACAGAGAACAAGAUCUUUAUCCCGAGGAGCUUGGUAUCUCUCUCGAUGAACUCUCCCGCCAGUUCCAGGAUUUUCUCGACGAGGCGCACCGUCUACAAACAUGUUUUGCUUCUCAAAUCGCCCUACUCGUUGGCCUCGAAACCGAGCACAUAUCUCCAGUAGAUUUAGAUGGACUAUCAUCACUUCUGGAUAACAACAAGGGUCGUAUCGAUUAUCUCGUCGGCUCCGUCCACCACGUCAAUGGCCUCCCCAUCGACUUCGACGAGCGCACAUACGAACGCUGUUUGGAAAGCAUGGUCGUUUCCGACCUCGCGGCAUCCGAUAAAGCACAGGAUACGCUCCACAACAAAAGAAGCACAUUUCUAGACAUGUAUUUCGACGCUCAGUAUGAGCUUAUACGGCGUUUUUAUCCGGAGGUAGUGGGCCACAUCGAUCUCUGUCGCCUCUUCACGCCUGCGCUACGAGUACAGGAUUACCCAUCCGCGUGGGCAAAACUCGAACGAAACGUCGCAUUUGCCGUGGCGUAUGGAGCAUUGUUCGAAGUCAACGCUGCUGCAUUCAGGAAAGGCUGGGAUACGGCGUAUCCUGGGAUAGACACGCUUCAGUUAAUCCAGCGGCUUGGUGGACGGCUGACUAUCUCGGACGACAGCCACGGCCCUCAUGCCGUGGGACUUAAUUAUUCAAGAAUGCACACGUAUCUCCAACAAGAGGGCGUGAGCGAAUUGUGGGUGUUGAAACGCAGCGCGACGGCCAAUAUCGGAGGGCGUGAUGUGUGCGCUGUGAGGGUGGAGGGAGAAUGGCACCGGCACGUAUUCUGGGAGAAGACGAAGGUUCCGGACAGUCAGGCGUUAGCACCGUCUACAGGAGGGUCGUCGUAGAUCAUGUCUAACAAUGACUUUGCCUCGGCGACUCAAACGCCGCACCCUGAUCAGAAUGAGAGCAUCGCAACUUCUCCGAUGAACACCGCCUUGCACAGUGCGCACGCUGCCCCUGCCUCGAUUCACUUUCUAAGUACAGUCCUUCGCGCAAAUCGUCUACUCAUACCUUUCAGA